Molecule: messenger RNA, 2979 nt
Organism: Corythoichthys intestinalis (scribbled pipefish)
Lineage: Eukaryota; Metazoa; Chordata; Actinopteri; Syngnathiformes; Syngnathidae
Gene: slc15a4
Product: solute carrier family 15 member 4
Exons: 9
Coding region: 198-1955 (585 amino acids)
Biological process (GO): dipeptide import across plasma membrane
Cellular component (GO): membrane
Molecular function (GO): dipeptide transmembrane transporter activity
Source: RefSeq, a predicted model, not a curated record
CAGCUUGUUGACUGCGCCUGUGUGUCACGGGGUACUGCUGUGACACUUUUGAUCGACUUCCAGUUCUCCAUUGACAAAGUAAACAUUUGAAGGAUAAACUUCAAAAAGUUUCAUGGAGAUAACUCACCUUUCGAACAUGUGUCAUUAAUAUUGACGCACUGAACUCUCAGUUUAAGGAAGGAAGCUAUCAAUACACGAUGGCUAUUAACAACAAGUUUGCCGACGAGAGCACCCCUCUCUUGGACUCUGAUACUGGGACUAAUGUGAGAGCAUCAACCCCUUCAGUUUUCCAGGGAAGACAACUAGCAUGUGCUGCUAUCUUGCUGGCUGAAUCAUUGGAAAGGAUUGCAUUCUAUGGGGUCACAGCCAAUCUUGUUCUCUUUUUAAACAGUAGUCCUUUUUAUUGGGAGGGGACACAAGCCAGCCAGGCUCCUCUGAUGUUCAUGGGAGUAACCUACCUAAUCUCCCCGUUUGGAGGCUGGUUGGCAGAUGCAUACCUUGGAAAGUUUUGGACCAUUGCCUCAAGUUUGAUUUUGUACUUUAUAGGCAUUGUUUUUUUCCCUUUAAUUUCAAAUGACAACACCAGAAUAAAUAUGUGUGGAGAAGAAGCAGCAUUUCCUGUGCAACCAGCUGAGUGUCUCAGCACAAACAGUACCCCUCCAAGCAAUGUGACUUGCCCUAUCCGUGCACCUUACUGUGGACCUAUAGUCUACAGUGGACUUUUUAUCAUUGCAUUGGGUGUGGGGACUGUCAAGUCAAACAUCACUCCAUUUGGGGCAGACCAGGUGAAAGACAGGGGUCCAGAGGCCACACGACGAUUCUUCAACUGGUUCUAUUGGUGCAUUAACUUAGGUGCCAUCCUGUCACUUGGAGGUGUAGCCUACAUCCAGCAAAAUUUCAACUUUGAGCUUGGCUACAUCAUUCCCACUGUGUGCCUUGGGAUUUCCUUCCUGGUUUUCCUCCUGGGCCGAACAGUUUUCAUUACCAAGCCUGCUGAUGGUAGCGCUUUCACUGAUAUGUUCAAGAUACUGAGCUUCGCUUGUUGCUCAUCAAAACCCAAGGAGCCUGACUUGCUUCGAAGCAGUCAACCAACACUAUUGGAUGGUGCCAAAGUGACCCAUGGAGGAAAAUUUCCAGAAGAGAAAGUGGAGGAAGUAAAAUCUUUGGUGAAAAUCCUACCAGUUUUCUUAGCCCUUAUUCCAUAUUGGACGGUUUAUUUCCAGAUGCAGACAACAUACAUUCUGCAGGGGCUCCAUCUAAAGAUACCAGUUGCUGCCAUGAAUAGCGCCACUGACUCCCACAUGAUGACAUUUCGCUUCCCAGCAGCCUGGCUCACCAUGUUUGAUGCUGUGCUCAUCCUCAUGCUGAUUCCUCUUAAAGACAAAGUAGUGGACCCUAUUCUGAAACGACGUGGCCUGCUGCCCUCUUCUUUGAAGAGGAUUGCAGUGGGGAUGUUCUUUGUCAUGUGGUCAGCUGUGGCAGCAGGCAUUCUGGAGACAAAACGCCUGGAGAUCGUCAAAGCAAAUGGUCCCAUUAAACAAGAACUUGGGAAUGUAAUCUACUACGCAGCAGAUUUACCCAUUUGGUGGCAAGUGCCACAAUAUGUGCUUAUCGGCAUCAGUGAAAUAUUUGCCAGUAUUGCAGGGCUGGAGUUUGCCUAUUCUGCUGCACCAAAGUCUAUGCAGAGCGCCAUCAUGGGGCUGUUCUUCUUUUUCUCUGGGAUAGGCUCCUUUGUGGGCUCGGGUUUGUUGGCUAUCGUAUCCCUCAAGGAGAUUGGCUGGAUGUCAUCUCACAAAGAUUUUGGAAACAUCAACGACUGCUCACUGCACUACUACUUCUUUCUUCUGGCCGGGAUUCAGGGCGUCACUCUUCUCAUCUUCCUUAUAGUCACUUUUAAAUAUGACAAGCAGAAGGGCCGAGCAGGAAGCCAAAGACAAAGACACGUCUCAUCCUGACCCUGACACAUGACCUACAGUAUAUCGCUCACACCCUACCUGCCUGCUUCUGGUACGAUUUCGAGUAAUUCAAAUAUGUAUUUACUAAUCAAUUCCUGAAAUUCUCCACUCGCUGAAAAUCGGUAAGUGUUGCUGUUAUCGUACAGUGUGUUUUAGGGGUUUGGUUUUCCUCUAAAAAUGGCUACAUUUACAUGGACAAAAUUUCUUUGUUCUGAUCAGUGUUCGGAAUAAAAUUAUAAACAGAUGCACUGUUUUCACGGACACACAAACAUCACACUUUUCGUCGGAACAAAUUUUGACAUGCGCAGAUAAUACCAGAAAUAGUACGAGUAGAAAUAGAAGAAGCCGGAGCGACUUCCGUGUCAAAAAUACAUCACUCUGUCCAUUUCUAGUUUAACCACUUUUGCUGAUUUUUUCCAUUUUUUUAAACUGUCAGGUCUUUCAACAAUUGUAAGAUCUUAUAAUAUCUUAAGCAACGUGUUUGUCUCGGGUACAGAUCAGUUUAAUUUUGCGCCUACCCGGUCUUCCCCUCGCUCAGGUGCUACUUUUGGGAAUGACAGAAAAGCAUACACCUAUGUCACAGACAUGCGUGGUGAGGUGAAGACAGUUUGUUCCAUAAUUUUGGUAUAAAAUGUUUUCACGUGCGCUGAUUGGGUUAUGAAAAAACUCCUCUUGUUCGGAAUAGAAUCUUGAUCAGAAUGGGUUGGCUCGGGUUUGAACUUUCCGAAUGGGGUGUAUAUGUUUUUAUUCCGAUCAGGCUUCAAAUCUGAAUGAAAUUGUCCAUUUAAAUGUAGCCAAUUUCAAAUGCCUUUCUGAGACUGUCUGGAAAGACUUCACAUUCAAAUGUUGAUUUUAACGCAGGAGCUACAUCAUGUUUACUUCUGUCUGUUUACACUGUUGCCUUCAUUUGCACUAGACCUGCAAUAUGGAGCCAGAAGAUUACAGUAGUUAAAAAAAAGUCUACACUCCCAUUGUCAAAUGCAGGGUUUUUUUUCUUUGGGGGGAAAAAAAAAAAAAAACAUAA